Messenger RNA from Aureobasidium subglaciale EXF-2481, 846 nucleotides. RefSeq lists its product as uncharacterized. Gene Ontology annotation, biological process: pantothenate biosynthetic process. The transcript has 2 exons. The record is from RefSeq and is a predicted model, not a curated record. Gene Ontology annotation, cellular component: mitochondrion. NCBI's taxonomy places the organism in Eukaryota, Fungi, Ascomycota, Dothideomycetes, Dothideales, Saccotheciaceae. Gene Ontology annotation, molecular function: 3-methyl-2-oxobutanoate hydroxymethyltransferase activity; magnesium ion binding. Bases 1 to 846 code for a protein of 281 amino acids.
AUGUCGCUGUACCGCAAGAACGAAGCCAUUACCGUCAUCACCGCCCACGACUUUCCUUCAGCACAUGUAGCCGACCAAGCAGGCAUAGACAUGGUGCUAGUCGGCGACUCCCUCGCCAUGGUAGCCCUCGGCAUGGACGACACCAGCGAAGUCCUCAUGGAGGAGAUGCUGCUCCACUGCCGCAGCGUAGCCAGAGGCGCCAAAUCUGCUUUCCUCGUUGGCGACCUCCCCAUGGGCUCGUACGAGAUCUCACCCGACCAAGCGCUUCAAUCCGCAAUCACCAUGAUCAAGACUGGUCGCGUGCACGCCAUCAAACUCGAGGGAGGCGCUGAAAUGGCUCCCACCAUCAAGAAAAUCACAUCCGCCGGUAUCCCCGUCCUCGCUCACGUCGGCCUCACACCACAACGCCAAAACUCUCUCGGAGGCUUCAGAGUUCAAGGAAAGACUACGGCAAGCGCAUUGAAGCUACUACAAGAUGCAGAGGCAGUGCAAGAGGCGGGAGCUUUUGCCAUGGUCGUGGAAGCCGUCCCCGCUGAGGUUGCGACUUUAGUAACCAAGAAGCUGCGGGUUCCUACCAUUGGCAUUGGCGCUGGCAAUGGCUGUUCAGGUCAAGUGCUUGUUCAAGUCGAUAUGCUAGGCAACUUUCCACCCGGCCGCUUCCUGCCGAAGUUCGUAAAGAAGUACGGUGACGUCUGGGGUGAGUCCACAAGGGCGAUGCAGCAAUACAAAGAGGAGGUUAAGAGCAGAGCAUAUCCUGCUGUGGAGCACACCUACCCCAUGCCUGAGAAGGAGCUAAAAGAAUUCAUGGGCUUGCUUGGAGAGACGAAAGUGGAGAGUGAGGCUUAG